UAGAAGCAGAUUUCGGGAGGUGGGAGGAGUGACGUUGUAAACUUCUGCUUCCCGAGCCAAAGGAGUUGUCUUCCUUCCAGAUGGACGGAUAGUUCUCGCUGUAAACACCUGGGAAAAUACGACUCUUGAGGACUAUAUCAAAAAAGGAUGGAGUCCUCAUGUCUGGACCUGGCGCUGGAAGGUGAAAGGCUCUGUAAGGCCGGUAAUUAUCGUGCUGGUGUUUCUUUCUUUGAGUCUGCCAUCCAGGUUGGAACCGAGGACCUCCAAAUCCUCAGCGCCAUCUAUAGUCAGCUUGGCAAUGCUUACUUUCACUUGCAGGAGUAUAACAAAGCCUUGGAAUACCAUCGACAUGAUCUCACACUUACAAGGACGAUUGGCGAUGAACUUGGUGAGGCCAAAGCCAGUGGCAAUCUUGGGAACACAUUAAAGCUUUUAGGACGCUACAAUGAAGCUGUGGUUUGUUGCCAAAGACAUUUAGACAUCACCAGAGCUACGUGUGAUAAGGUUGGGCAGGCCCGAGCGCUGUAUAAUUUUGGGAACGUUUACCACGCCAAGGGCAAAAGCAUCUGUUGGUCGGGAACAGAGCCAGGAGAGUUUCCAGAGGAAGCGAGAAUCGCCCUGAGGAAAGCUUCACAGUACUAUGAGGCAAACCUGUGCUUGGUGAAGGAGUUGGGGGAUCAUGCAGCCCAGGGUCGCACCUACGGGAACCUUGGUAAUACCUAUUACCUGCUGGGGGACUUUGAAACUGCUGUAGCAGCACAUGAAAAGCGCCUACUUAUUGCUAAAGAGUUUGGAGACAAGUCUGCUGAAAGGAGAGCACACUGUAACCUUGGCAAUGCUCAUAUAUUCCUUAGCCAAUUUGAAGUGGCAGCCGGUCAUUAUAAGAGGACUCUGCAGUUGGCCAGGCUUUUGAAGGACAAGGCAGUGGAGGCCCAAGCCUGUUACAGUCUGGGCAACACCUACACACUCCUUCAGGACUAUGAGAGAGCCAUUGAUUAUCACCUCAAACAUCUGGUCAUUGCUCAGGACCUCAACGACAGGAUUGGUGAAGGGAGGGCAUACUGGAGUCUAGGAAAUGCCCAUACCGCCCUGGGGAACCACGAACAAGCUAUGCACUUUGCUGAAAAACAUCUGGAAAUUGCCAAAGAGACUGGAGACAAAAGUGGUGAGGCGACUGCACGGAUGAAUUUGUCAGACCUCCGGCUAGUUGUGGGUCUGAAGUCCAACAUCUAUUCCAACAUCUUCAGCAAAACGAACAACACUGCUUUGUCAGUAAGCCACCAGAGUUACCUCAACAUGUCAGGGAUGACGUCACCGUCAAGGAGGCAAGGCAGUGCAGAGACCCUGGACGGUCCAAAUCAAACUGGGGAUUCAUCGUUGCAUACGAGCUGGGAGGAAGAUAAACUCUCAAGGUCUUCGAAAAAUAACACGAUAAAGGCUUCCACGAAGCUCUUCCUGUUUCACCGACUAAAAAGCAAGAAGCACAAAAACAACACACUUCCAAAAGACCAACAUGAAAACGCGUUGGACCACUCUGUUCCUGAUUUGGACCCACCUGUGUCUCCUAAGCCAACAUCACAUGACACAAUUGGAGAGGAUGGCUUUUUCGACCUCCUCUCUCGUUUCCAGGGAAACCGAAUGGAUGACCAAAGGUGCUCUCUUUUAGAUGACUCGAGCCAUCACAAUGCCAGUUCCUCUCCCUCAUCCACCCCACCUGUAGCUGAAAGAAAAUCUACAGGUAUACUGGAUUGCGAAGCACCAUUGCAGGAUCCUGCUCAUUUCCUGGAGCUGCUGGCCAGCUCCCAGGCCCGGCGUCUGGACGACCAACGAGUCAGCCUGAGCCAUUUUCCUGGCUUGAGACUCAGCACCUGCAACCGGCCCAGUACACCCUCCACCUCGAGCGAAAACCAAGACCCUUCACAAGCCCCAAUUUCCAAUGCAGAUCCAGCUCACACACCCUCCCAAUACAGCUGCGACGAGACCAGCAUUAACCAGCUGGAGGGAGAUGAUGUCUUCUUUGAUAUGCUUGUCAAGUGCCAGGGCUCCAGAUUGAAUGACCAGAGGUGCGCUGCUCCACCCUCUGCUACACGAGGACCAACUGUCCCAGAUGAAGAUUUCUUUAGUCUCAUCUUGCGUUCGCAGUCAAACAGGAUGGAGGAACAGAGGGUCGUGCCGCCAUCUGACGUCAGCCAGUCCAAACCAGACUGAUGUCAUGGAACUGAAUUCCAAUUUUGAUUAUUGUAGCAUUCAAAAUGACAUUUCUGACCUCCUAUUUAGUUUUAUAUUUUAUUUUCUUAAUAUUUCAAUCAUCCAAAACCGAACAGAAAAUAUAAAGUAUUGAUUGUCUCCAAUUAUGUGGGGAAACAUCUUAGGGAGUGUCAAAUUUCAGGAUUACAAGGCUUCCAUAUUAAGCAUUGUUGUUUCUGGUUAAGUGUCGUAUUCUCUCAGAGCAGCGUCUUUUGGUUGUGCCUCUCAAUGACAAUGAAUGAAAAGGCCAAUAUGAAAGCAAGAAAGGAAUUAUCUUGACAACUGGGAGGCCCUUGCCAUUAUAUGCCCUAUCUUAUGCAAACGCACAUGUUUUGGACUGGAUUUUUUGGAUUGGUGUAGCUGUAGCAUUUUUGGAUUAAUAUCAAAUAAGUGUUCUUUGUUGGGACAUAAUUUACUUCGAGCUUAGUGUUUCUGGAGCAAACGGUUCUUUGCCAGUCAUACAACUACCGGUAUUUUUUUUCUGAAGUCUUUUAAGCAUGUAUGUCACAUUUUAGUGCCAUGACUAUUUUUCUAAUUUAAGGCCACACUUUUGAAGGGACUUGAACUGGUGAAAAAAUGUUUUGAAUUUUAUACUGAUGAGGUCUCAAAACACACACCAGAAAAAAAUAAUAAAAUCAUUUUAUUCUUA
Messenger RNA from Hippocampus zosterae (dwarf seahorse), 2896 nucleotides. RefSeq names its product G-protein-signaling modulator 2-like. The record is from RefSeq and is a predicted model, not a curated record. Gene Ontology annotation, molecular function: protein binding; GTPase regulator activity. Lineage: Eukaryota; Metazoa; Chordata; Actinopteri; Syngnathiformes; Syngnathidae. The transcript is spliced from 15 exons. Bases 148 to 2208 code for a protein of 686 amino acids.